AUCAUACCCGAGGGCCAGGGCCUGUCAGCCAAUCAAAACGCGUACAGGUUAAAAAGGGGCGGGCCUUAGUCGGCACUCGCCUGUUUCUUCUUCUUCGGUGCAAGUCGGGUUUAACUUCCGGCUGCAUCGUCCUCUGGAAUCACAACCAUGGGCAGUGUGUUGGCUGCCAGUUCCCCCAACCCUCCACCCCCUGCCACCGGCGGUGCUCCUGCCCCCGGGUUGACGGUGCCGCCGGGCUUCGGGAUGCCUCCGGUCUCCCCUGUCAUACCCCCAGCAGCAGGACAGCAGGAGGAUGGAGAAAACCCUCUGCCCAACCCGGGAGCGUUUGAGGAGUGUCAUCGCAAAUGCAAAGAGGUUUUCCCGAUGCAGAUGGAAGGCGUCAGGCUAGUUGUCAACAAAGGCCUUAGCAACCACUUCCAGGUGAAUCACACUGUGAUGCUGAGCACCAUGGGCGAGUCCACCUACAGAUUCGGUGCCACGUAUGUUGGACCGAAGCAGACCGGUCCAGCAGAGUUUUUUCCAGUCAUGGUGGGAGACAUCGACAACAGUGGCAGCCUUAACGCUCAGAUCAUCCACCAGAUCAACAGCAGAGUACGAUCCAAACUGGCCUUCCAGACACAGCAGCAGAAGUUUGUGAACUGGCAGGGAGACGCCGAGUUCAAGGGAGAAGACUUUACUGCAACUGUGACACUUGGAAACCCAGACGUCCUCGUCGGCUCUGGUAUUGUCGUAACACACUACCUCCAGUCCAUCACGCCCUCUCUGGCUCUGGGAGGGGAGCUGGUUUACCACCGCAGGCCCGGAGAGGAGGGCACGGUGAUGUCACUAGUUGGCAAAUACACAGGCAGUAACUACAUCGCCACGCUGACACUCGGCUCAGCGGGAGCUCAUGCGUCGUACUACCACAAAGCCAACGACCAGCUGCAGGUCGGCGUGGAGCUCGAAGCGAGCAACCGCAUGCAGGACACCAGCAUGUCGUUCGCUUACCAGCUAGAUGUGCCUAAAGCCAAUUUACAGUUUAAAGGUUCAGUAGACAGUAACUGGGUCGUUGGUGCAACAUUAGAAAAGAAGUUACUCCCUCUGCCGCUCUCGCUCGUCCUCUGUUCUUUCCUCAACCACCGCAAGAACAAGUUCCAGUGCGGUUUCGGCGUCACCAUCGGUUAAAGCCACCCGAGCGCUGAACCACCUGCAGACGGGACUUCACAGAACGGACUAACUUACGAUGGAUGGACGGACUCUGCCAUGUGCUGUACACCUCAUACUGUCUCUGACCUCCUUUAGCAGAUUCGGCCAUGAUCUUGUAAUUGCUUUUCCUCAAUCACGUUUCAUCCAAUAUGCUGAGUAGAAACACUGAACGGUAAUAAUGUAACAAUCUAACGACUUUAAUCAUUUAAUCGCCCGAACUAUCUGAAGUGAAAUGAAGAAUGUGAUUGGUCAGGAAUUUGACGCCUGUGACGACAAACCAGUAGAAAGACGUGAGACGUUACAGAGCUCGUUGUUUCUGUCACUGAGUUUGUUGCCUGUUGUGUUUUUUUGUUUUGAGUUUUAUUCUUUUUUUUUUUUAACUGUAAAGUCUGUGUUGGCGUGCAGUGAAUGAAAUCAGUCUCGUUUGCUCGUUUCAAGGUGAUUCGUUGGUUGAAGACCGUCAGGAGGCGUGUGCUGUGCUGUCACAUUCACAAUCCAUCCCAUGUUCUGUUGCCUUUUUUAUGUUACGUACGUUUGGAACAGUGUAUAAGACCUGUAUAUACCUCUUGAAAACGGAUAAAUACCAUUUCUUACUAAA
Messenger RNA from Hippoglossus stenolepis (Pacific halibut), 1783 nucleotides. RefSeq names its product translocase of outer mitochondrial membrane 40 homolog, like (gene tomm40l). Gene Ontology annotation, cellular component: mitochondrial outer membrane; mitochondrial outer membrane translocase complex. Gene Ontology annotation, molecular function: transmembrane protein transporter activity. The record is from RefSeq and is a predicted model, not a curated record. Bases 148 to 1164 code for a protein of 338 amino acids. Lineage: Eukaryota; Metazoa; Chordata; Actinopteri; Pleuronectiformes; Pleuronectidae. Gene Ontology annotation, biological process: protein import into mitochondrial matrix. The transcript is spliced from 10 exons.